Messenger RNA from Limulus polyphemus (Atlantic horseshoe crab), 1141 nucleotides. Its product is annotated as two pore calcium channel protein 1-like. Gene Ontology annotation, biological process: transmembrane transport; monoatomic ion transport. The annotation marks the transcript as partial. Gene Ontology annotation, molecular function: voltage-gated channel activity; monoatomic ion channel activity. Lineage: Eukaryota; Metazoa; Arthropoda; Merostomata; Xiphosura; Limulidae. The record is from RefSeq and is a predicted model, not a curated record. Gene Ontology annotation, cellular component: endosome membrane; lysosomal membrane. The transcript is spliced from 8 exons.
UUUUUUUGUAGAUAUUUGAUGAUAAAAAUUGUGGCAAAACAGAGAAAAUGCUCGAAAUUUAUUUAAAGAAAAGUGUUUUGAAUAGAAUUUAGUAACUUCAGGACAUAGUUCAGAAUAUUUAAAUUCUAUGCACAGUGCUAAGAUCAAGAAAAUGUUCUGUGAAAAUACUGGAACAGUCACGAGAUAAGUAAAGUAUUAUGUUAAUAUUAUUAACGUUCUUAUCUUGAGGUACUUACUUUCGAUUAAAUAUGGCAGAAUGUGGAAAUGACGACGUAUGUUCGGAAAGAAAUUUCGAACAUGUUUCUCAGUCUGUUGGUUUCGAAAAAGAACUUCACGAAGAGCAGAAAGAAAAACUUAUAAGACAAGGGUCAGAGUUAGAUAUACAUCAACCUCCCGCUCAAAUAUUUUCAGACGAUUCAAUUGUAUCUGUGUUAGAUUUUCCAAAUCGAAUAAGCACGUAUUUUGAUGAUGAUGAUGGAUCAUUAAAAUAUAGAGAGCUUCAAGCACCUUUAGAAGAACAUAACCAUGAGGAUCUUGUAAAGACCUGGGAAAUGAACUACAAUGAGGCAUCUAUUUAUCUUGAGGAAGGUGAAAAUAAUGAUAAAUUUGACUACCAUCCUCAAAGUAAUGAUUCUCUGCCUGCAUACUUCUUAGUACACAAUCCCUGGUUUUAUCGUUUGGAUUUAUUAGCUGCAGUGAUGCUGUUAGGACUUGCAUUAGUGGAGGAGCCAGCUGUUCCUGGCUUUCAGAUUGAUCUUUGGAUUCAUGCUUCCUUGGAGCUAGUUAGCCUCUUUAUUAUUGGCAUUGAACUGGUAAUGAAACUUUAUUGGAUGGGAGUGAAGCCAUUCUUCCAACACAGGCGAUCUAUAAUAAAGCUUGCAGCUAUAUUGAUGAUGUUCAUUGAAAGUAUGAUAGUAAUUAUUCGACAGGCUAGUCAUUUUCGUAUUAGUCGUGGAUUUCGUCCUGUGUACUUAAUCGACAAUUAUUACUGUGGAGGAAUUCGAAGGGUUACAAGACAAAUUCUACAGUCACUUCCUCCAAUCUUAGAAAUGUUGGGGCUGCUCCUGUUCUUUAUGUUAAUCUUCUCUGUUUUAGGGUUUUACCUGUUUUCUUCCAAUCCAAAAAAUCCAAUUUCGGUAAC